Drosophila teissieri is the source of this 629-nucleotide messenger RNA. RefSeq lists its product as uncharacterized. The record is from RefSeq and is a predicted model, not a curated record. Lineage: Eukaryota; Metazoa; Arthropoda; Insecta; Diptera; Drosophilidae. Bases 84 to 335 code for a protein of 83 amino acids. The transcript has 2 exons.
GGUUCACUAUUUUGUAUUACACAUCCCUUUUUCGUUCGUAGCAGUUCAAAAUUAUAACAUUUACUCAGUUAAUUUCUUCCGAAAUGAGUGGAAUUUUGUUAAAAUGUCUGCCCAGAAAGCAGAUGCUCCAUCAAUCACUACUCUUUGCGAGGGGAAUGGCCAAGAAGAAGGACCAAAACCAAGACACCGAAAAGGGCAAGAAGACCUGUGCUAAGGAUCAGUUCUUUGGCGGCUGCUUUAAGAAGUCUGAGCCCUUUAGGAGGGAGAACAAGAAGCAAAAGAGCAAACGCUGUCGGGAUCCCUGCAAAGAUGGACCUUGUCGCCCCGAGAAGUGAAAACUGCAAUUACAAUUCCCGUCACUCCAGCCUCGUUUAGUUUCCAUUUCCGAAGAAAAUUCCCCACAGGCAAUGGCCGCGUUGAAAAGAAUAUGCCAAUACUGAUUUCUCCAGAAAAAUUCAGCUGGCUCUUUUAUACGGAAAGUAAUGAAGUGACUUGAAUUAAGCUUAGCCCUUUAUUGCGCACUGUUUUCAUAGGAAGAGAAGUUAAAACCUUUUAAAUAUUCUCUGUGAAACUAACCCUAAGUUGGAAUCAAAUCGUGACACAAAGAUAAAUGCGACUUUCGAAAAUUC